Molecule: messenger RNA, 1898 nt
Organism: Gadus macrocephalus (Pacific cod)
Lineage: Eukaryota; Metazoa; Chordata; Actinopteri; Gadiformes; Gadidae
Product: mixed lineage kinase domain-like protein
Exons: 12
Coding region: 292-1737 (481 amino acids)
Biological process (GO): cell surface receptor signaling pathway; protein phosphorylation
Molecular function (GO): protein kinase activity; ATP binding
Source: RefSeq, a predicted model, not a curated record
CCAGUUUGUGUGUGUGUGUGUGUGUGUGUGUGUGUGUGUGUGUGUGUGUGUGUGUGUGUGUGUGUGUGUGUGUGUGUGUGUGUGUGUGUGUGUGUGUGUGUGUGUGUGUGUGUGUGAGAGAGAGUGUAAGUCAGCACCACCACCAUUCUGUUAUUAAAUCACCCACAAGGUGGUGUGUCCUGAGUGGGAGGGGUUUAGAGGAGUUGCACAGGAAGUGAGGCAGUGUUCAGAAAUUACAGCUCCUGACAAGACCGCAGCCUCUAUCUCGCUCCACAUCAACGAAAGGUUUACAUGAUGGAGACCAUCGAGCCCAUCCUGAGCCUGGCCACCUCCAUCUACCAUCUGGUGGGGGAGGUCCAGGCCAACAGGAAGCGCUGUGAGCGCGUGGCCGAGCGCGUCCGGGAGCUGGCGGGGCUGGUGACCGCCUUGGGGGGCGGGGCUUCCACUGCUGACUCCAAUGUGAAGGCGGGGCUGGAGAAGCUAAUGUUGACGCUCCGGUUGGCUGAGGACCUGAUCAGGAAGUAUGCCGACGCCCGCCUCCUGAAGCGGCUGGCACGGGCGUAUCACCUGGGGGAGGACUUUGCCGAUGUCAACGACCGGCUCAACGACGCCUACCAGGUGCUGUCUCUGGCCCUCCAGGUGGAGCAGAGCCACUCCUCCCGCUCUGCCUUCGAGGAGGCCCGGCGCCGCGCUGAGGACCAGGACGACCAGCAGGACGACGCCAGCCACUUCCGGCAGAUCCUCGAGGAGACUUUGAACGCCACUCAGGAGACUGUGAACGCCACACAGGAGACUGUGAACGCCACACAGGAAGACGUCCAGAAGCUCCGGGGCACAGUAGAGACUCUGAUCCAGACCGUCAGUAAAUCCAGGAUGGUGAAUCAGGACAUCAGGGUGAUCGCAGCAGCCGAGUUGACCUAUGACACCCAGCCCUUCAUGACCUCGCCGACCUCUGAGGUCUACAGGGGAGAAUACAACAAGUUCACCGUCGCCAUCAAACGCUUCACCACUACCGCCUCCACCUCCUCGCACGACGUUCAGAGGGUUUUCCAUAAGGAGAUAGAGACCAUGCGGCGCUUCGAGUCCCCCAACAUCUUGCGGAUGUUCGGCAUCUGUGUCCAGGACGAGAACGGGCCGUCGCCCACCUUCCUGAUAGUCAUGGAGUACUGUGAGAAGGGGAGUCUCCGUCAGGUCCUGGACAGCCCCCGGGCCCUGACCUGGGCCCGCCGGGCCGGCAUGAGCCUGGACGCCGCCCGGGGCCUCUACCGCCUCCACCAGACAGAGGACAAGACCAAGGUUCACGGCUGCAUCAACAGCAGCAAGUUCCUCGUCGCCGAGGGAUACAGAGUGAAGCUGGGGGGUCUAGAGCUGGCAAAGACGGAGACGUCUCUGAGGAAGAGCUCCGACGGGCUGACCAGCUCACUGCGGUACUGCUCUCCCCAGCAGCUCCAGAACGUCAACUAUGUCUACAACAAGAAGUGUGAGAUUUACAGCUUUGGGAUUGUCUUGUGGGAAAUUGCAACUCGCAAGAAACCUUUUGAAGAUUGUUCGACUAGUCUUGACAUCUUCAACAAAGUGAUAAAGGAGAAGGUUGUAGAGCGUCUGCCAGACGACUGCCCCCCAGCUCUGAGGACACUCAUCGACGCCUGUCGCUCCUUCGAUGACUUCAAAAGACCUUCAGCUGGAGUGGUGGUCGAUAAACUGCGCAGAGUUGUGGACGAGCUGGAAGAGGAGUGAGACAAGUUAACGUCUGGGAGAAGAGUGAGACAAGUUAACAUCUGGAAGGGGAGAGAGACUUGUUAACGUCUGGAAGAGGAGUGAGACAUGUUAACGUCUGGGAGAAGAGUUUGACGAGUCUAACCCUGAUCUCCAACGCUUCGGCGUAACAAUGUUGCACA